AACUCGUCGGAGCCUAUGGCACGAACGUAACGGAAGUUUAGACGGUUGCUCUGGGUGAACCAAGGGAACAUUGACAGCAUCGCGUCAAAAAAAGAAAUCAUCAUCUUCCCCCAAAUUAACCCAGUCUCCCCUUUCCCUCACACAUGGCGUCCAGUUCUAACAUAGAUAUUGAAGGUGCGACCCAGCAUCUUCGGGACAUCCUUAAGCUUGACCGUCCCGGGAACGGCACCGAUGCACAGUCAAGUGAUGGUCAGAGAAUGCCAUCUUUUAAUGGAGAGCUGAAUGGGUUAUUGGGAGCAGCAGGCCUUCUAGGAAGCGCUGAUCGGUCCACCAUGUCAGAAUCUACCAGACCCAUUUCCACAGACAUCAGCAGUGCGCAGGAGACUCAGAUAAUCUGCCUUUCUGGUGAUGAUGGCUCCACCUGCAUCCCCAUCACCUCCAACAGUGUGGAGAUAGUGGCGAGUCAAGAUUCCAGCAUUAACAGCAAGGCUCGUGGCAGCAACAAGGUGAAGAUUCAGCCUGUUGCCAAGUAUGACUGGGAACACAAGUAUCAUUACGGCAGACUGAUAGCUGUGUCCAACUCCUUUCUGGCCUAUGCCAUCAGAGGAGCCAACAACCAUGCAAUGAUUCGAGUCCUGAGUGUUAGUUUUGCUGAGCGCUCCCUACUGAAGGGCUUUACUGGAGCCGUCACAGAUCUGGCUUUUGCCCACCUCGACUCUUCCCUGUUGGGUUGUGUGGAUGAAGCAGGCAACCUGAUGGUCUGGCAGCUCACCUGUACUGGAAGCAAGAUACUUGAUCAGGUGGUGGUUCAUAUCCGACGGCCUGAGGACACCCCACUGAACUCUCACCGUCGCCUCAUCUGGUGCCCAUUCAUCCAGGAUGACAAUGAGGAGAACCAGGAUGACACAAGCCAGACCUUAGCCCUUCUACAUGAAGACAGGGCUGAGGUGUGGGACCUGGAAAUUUUGAGAGCCAACAACAGCAGCUGGCCCGUUGAUGCCACGGACCUAAAAGAAGGUCUCAUCACAGUCAAGGGACAUACCCAGCGUGUCAGUGAAGGGGCCCUGUCUCCAGAUGGUACCGUGUUAGCCACAGCCAGCCAUGAUGGAUAUAUCAAGUUCUGGCAAAUAUACAUAGAAGGGGGGCAGGAUAAGCCAAGAUGUCUUCAUGAAUUACGGCCUCACGGAGGACGUCCCCUCUCCUGCCUUCUUUUCUGUGACAACCACAAGAGGCAGGAUCCAGAGGUUCCUUUCUGGCGGUUCCUGAUAACUGGAGCAGAUCAGAACCAAGAGUUGAAAAUGUGGUGCACUGUUUCCUGGACCUGUUUACAGACAAUCAGGUUUUCUCCAGAUCUAUUCAACUCAUCAGUUCUGCCCAGUCUGAAGGCUAGUCUGGACCUCUCUGCUGAGUAUCUCAUCCUCACAGAUGUACAGAGGAAGGUGCUGUAUGUGAUGGAGCUGCGACAGGACCUGGAGAAAGGCAAGGCCACUUUCACAGCGGUAUCAGAGUUCCUGCUGACACACCCUGUUCUCAGCUUUGGGGUUCGAGAUGUCACUCACAGCCGGCUACGACACACCGAGGUCCUCCCUGCAGAGGAGGAAAGCGAGAGCCUGACCACAGAGGGCACUCAAGGACCCACAGAGUCCAAGUCUGGGAUCCAAAUUAAACUCUACUGUGUUCACACCAAGAGUCUGCAGGAUGUCCAGAUUUGGUUUCAGCCAAACUUGGGUUCCAGAUCUGCAGUCUUCCUGCCACACUCUGAUUCUCAGGAUGGUUUUGCAGGUUUUUCAGACCAUCUCACUGACCAGAGCUCUGACAAGGAAUCAGGAAGUGGCUCCCAGACUGACCUAAGGAAGAUCCCUUCGCUUCCAGCUCCCACUGACUUCCUGUCAAACUCGGGUAACAGCAGUGGGACGAUGCCAAAGCUGAUGACUCCAGACGCGUUCAUGACACCAAGCACUUCGGUACCGGCAUCUCCUGGCAGCAGCGCUAGCAGUCUGACCAUUGUGACGGCUAUCAGCAGCAACUCCGACUCAACUAACAGAGCUAUUGACGAUGUCAGCCAGAGCCCCAACAGAGCAGAGAACAACAGCAACAGCAGUCUGGCACUCUCCACCUCCACCAACAGCCCAAGAGCUGCUUCUGCUGUGCUGCUGCCUGGACUGGAGAACCUACCAGCUUUAGCGUCUCCUAGCAGUCCUCUGGCGCUUGACAACCCUCAGGAUCUGGAUUCUCCCCUCCUGCCACAUCUGGCCUCCCCGACCAGGGCCCGCUCACCUGAUGUCAUCUCCUCAGCCUCCACAGCUAUGUCCCAGGACAUGCCAGAAAUUGCAUCCCAGACUCUGCAGCAUCAGCGGGGACUGGUGUCCAGCCUGGAACCCUUACCUCUUUCUGCUCUCCAAACAGACAGCAUGGCUUCUGCUGCAUCUGCCCUGCACCUGCUCACUUCACCACGCACAGUCAACAAUAACAGCCUGUUGCCCCUUGAACUUGGAGGUGCGGAUGGACCAGUAGGUGGGGCAGUAGAGUCAGAACCUAGACUCAGCCACACCCCAUCUCUGCUUGAGAAUGCCUUAUCACAGGAGAACCCUGGUGCUGGAGGAGGUUCCUCAGAUGGUAGCGUUAGUCACACACCGUGGCCGGCUGCACCUGACAUCACUAGAGAAACCAGGAACAGUCUCAGGGAUAAUGGUCUUGCAGACUGUUCAAGAGAAGAGUCGAAGGAGAGACACUUGAGCUCUCCUUACCAUCGGCGCUCCUAUCACCUCACACAGAAUGACAGUCAGGACACUGGUGCGGAGCAGAGUGACCCUGAUGAUGAGGUGGCCAGUCUGGCAUCAUCGUCAGGGAAUUGUGGGACUCGCUCUUCUCACAGACUACCCAUUAAGGACUGGAAGACCUCACCACGAGGCUCUCCGAAACUUAAGAGGAAGAGCAAGAAAGAUGAAGGGGAAUCAUCUCAGUCCAGGCAAAUGGACUCUGGUCAGAUGAAUGCAGAAGUACAGGAGGAGUUGUUGAUGCUCCUGCGUAGUCAACAGAGGGAAUUAACGGAACUUCGCGGACAGAUUGAAGCCAUGCAGAGCUCCAUUAUGGCUCAGGUGGAGCACGUCCUGACCAACCACCAGGAACAAGAACAGCGCAGACUGGAGCGAGUUCUGGCAGAGAGUCAGAAUCAUCAUCAUCAGCUUCAGGAGCAACUCAGCCAGCAGCUCAGCCAUACCCUCAGCUCCGUGCUAACCAACAGAAUGGACAAAGUGCUACGAGAGGAAAUGAAGAAAACAGUUCCACAAACAAUCUCUAAGAGUCUGGAGCCAGUGACAGGUCAGUUGAGCAAUACAAUUGCUGCUAAACUGACUGCUGUGGAGGUCACCCUGAAGGACAAUGUCAGCAAAGUGGUCAAAUCAAAGAACACAACGGAUGCGAUUGGUCGAUCAGCAGCAGAAGCUAUGCAGGGGCCCAUCCAGGCAGCCUAUAAAGACGCCUUCCAGAGCAUUGUCCUGCCCGUUUUUGAAAGAGGCUGCCAGUCCAUGUUUCAACAAAUUAACGACAGCUUCAAACAAGGCACACAAGAAUACAUCCAGCAGCUGGAGACCCAUCUGAAGAACAGAAAGCAGAGAGAGCAGGAGACACGGGACCCCAUGAUUGGCCAGCUGCAGCAGAUGAUUGACAGCUUCCAAAGCUCCACCGAUCAGCUGGCCAAUAACAUCACGGCUAAUGUUAGGGCAGAUGUCCAGCACCAGAUCCAGAUGAUGGUGGGAAAUUUGCAGGAGUCUAUUCUUAGCCAUGUGCAACGAAUUGUCAAAGGGGAGGUGAGCCUGGCAAUGAAGGAGCAGCAGGCAGUGGUCACCUCCAGCAUCAUGCAGGCAAUGAGGUCAGCAGCUGGCACACCUGUCCCCACAGCCCACCUAGACUACCAAACACAGCAAUCCAACCUCCUGCAGCUCCUCCAACAGGGCCAGCUCAACCAGGCUUUUCAGCAGGCUCUGUCAGCAACAGAUCUGAACUUGGUCUUGUAUGUGUGUGAGACCAUCGACUCCCAGCAGGUGUUUGGUCAGAGCCCCUGCCCUCUCACCCAGCCCGUGCUGCUGUCACUCAUCCAACAGCUCUCCUCCAACCUGACAACUCGCUCUGAGCUCAAAAUCAGCUACCUGGAGGAUGCAGUGAUGAAUCUGGACCACAGCGACCCGCUGACAAGAGACCACAUGUCCGCCGUGCUCGCCCAGGUCAGGCCGAAGCUCUUUGCCUUCCUGCAGCAGGACCCCCACAGCCCGCUCAGCAAGAGGGUGCGGCGCCUCAUGAUGAUGCUGCAGGGCCUCGUCAACCACUAGUCCUUCAUUUAAAGUGUGGCGCAGAAAAGACGGUCAUGAGUCCAUUUUUGUUAUGAGUGUAUGAAUAUUUUGGAGAAGACAGCAGCAUGGACAACUUCAGCCUACUUGGAGCAGUUUCGUAAAGGUUGAGGACAGGACGUGGAAGAUGAGAGCCCCAAAGUGAUCGAAUUCCAGCUCUUUCUCUUCACCGUUCCGUUUGUUCCCAUUCCUCCUCCCCCUGCUGUCCUUGCAUCAGUCAAGUGUCCAGUUAGCAAAUAGAGGCUGGCUGUCUCACUGUUCUGUUUUGUUUUGGUUUUUUUUUCCUGCGAAGAUCUUCAGUUUAAAACAAUAAUGGGUGGGUGACUCUGAAGAGGCAUUCUGGUGGUCUUGUCCUUGUAUCCCCAUCAAGUAUCAUAAGACUGUUGAAUUGACAGCCAGACAGCCUGAUUUCACACUAUACCUGAGAAUCUUUGGAUGUCACACCUAACGUGCAUAAGACUCGAAGAACGUUUAGCUGAGUGGUCUACGAGAUCAAACUUGUACCUUGUUUCUUUUCUGUUCUGCUUGUGUUCCUCUUAUCCAUCAGGCAUGUUAAGUUUUGGGAUUCAGGGCAAGCUGUAAUGCAGGGGCUACCUCUGAGCCACAGAAGGAACAAAAGUAUGCUGAAAGAAGACAUGUUUUGCCUCAAAAAUUUCGCCUUGUAUCUUGGCCUUAAGAGCAAACAGCAGGCUUGGACACAUGGAAAUAAAUAAAUAAAUAAAAAUAAAAAAUACAGACCAGCAUCCUCACUAGAGCCAAUGUGGAUUCAGUUGCUGCGGGAUUACGCUGUCCUCAGUUCAGUUUUUAAGAAACCCAGCUAAUCCCGGCAACCAAAAAUAUGUAACAUCAACAACUUUUUAUGUUGGUUGCAUAUUUCCUCUCAGUUAUUUCUUAAUGGGUUGGAGACAUGACCUUGCCAGGCCCAAUCUGUCUCAGCGCUUUGAAGAACAUCAACACUCGGAAUGGUUUCAUGGAAAGUUAACAGAAUUUGUUCCUGUAUUUGAAGUGUUCAGGUUGAAAGGCAGUUCUCAUUACACUUUUUCCACCUGGUCUUGUUUUCACAACUCAUAUCUAAUUGUCAUAAGGAUACAAACAAGAUUAAAAGAUGAGAAACAACAUUUUUCACAUGUAAGAAAUAUUUGCAAAGGUCCUCCAGGGUGAAAAGAAUUCUUGUAAACUCUGAAAUGUUUGGAGCCCAGCAGCGAGUUUGGCAGCCGUCCAUGUGUACAGCUCUGAUCAGACUUCUCCCCAGGUUUUCUUCUGUAUGUGAGUCCUUUUUUUAUAUAUAUAUAAGCAUUUAGUAUUUCUAAGACUUGUAUCCUUGCUUUAAGAGUUGUCAAACUAGUAUAAUACAGAAAUAACUUCCUAAACAUAGUUAUUACUGAUGAUGUUAUUUUAUCAGGAUAAUCCAAAUAACGUUUGUAAACUUCAUGUGCAGUUACUUCUCAUAGGCUGUAGGAGGCAGCACUUAGUUGGACUGCAGAUUUUCACCCUGCUUGUCGUUUUAGGUUUUGAAGUCAGAAAUCGGUCCAGCUCUUACAGUAUCUGCUUUAUCAAACAUUGUAAAGCCUCUCUUUAGGUUGUACGCGCACCAUUUGUUCAUCUUUAAAGUGUGAUCCAAGUGUAUGAUAAUUAGUGUACAGCCCAUUUACACACAUCGUUUAAUUGCAGGGUGGCCACACUGUUUUGCUGAUUGUAAAAUAAAAGUUCUGUUAAUUUGACGUCUGUGUUUAGAAUCUGUUAAGUUGGAUUUGUCUAGCAAGUGCCUUAUUGCAUUCUACGUGUUUUACUUUAGCAUCUGGGCGCAUUUGGGCAACUUGUAAUGUUCGGGCGUUAUCCCACAGCAGUUCCAGUCUAACUUUGCAAGCAUUUAUGUUACCCAGAGGUCAUUUGUGGCUGACUCUUAGGUUCACGCAGCACAACAGAGGAGAAUCUGUAUGUUUUGUUUGCAAACUUUUGGUUACCCAGACAGUUGAUUUGAACAGAUAUCUGAAUGAAACAGAGGAAUUUACCAUCUUCACCUUCCAGGUUGAGACUAGCUUAUUGUCCUCAGAGUAGGACAGGGUGACUCCUGCUUUACCGAGUGGGAGCCGUGUGUGAGGAAUGUGACUGAGGUGUGUGUGUGUGUGCGCAUGCACAUGUAUGCGUGUUACUUUUUCUCUUUCCAUUGUGUUCAUUUCCCUCUGCUUGGAUGGUUAUGUUGUAUCUUUUACAGUUUCUUUUACCCUAAACGUUUUGGAAUAAAAAGUCUUGUUCAAAUUA
Scatophagus argus is the source of this 6608-nucleotide messenger RNA. It is a transcript of the gene edc4, whose product is annotated as enhancer of mRNA decapping 4. The transcript has 30 exons. Lineage: Eukaryota; Metazoa; Chordata; Actinopteri; Scatophagidae. The record is from RefSeq and is a predicted model, not a curated record. Bases 144 to 4328 code for a protein of 1394 amino acids. Gene Ontology annotation, cellular component: P-body. Gene Ontology annotation, biological process: deadenylation-independent decapping of nuclear-transcribed mRNA. Gene Ontology annotation, molecular function: protein binding.